AGGAACUGUUCUUUGCUUCUCGUACCACGGUUGUUCCGCUUUCUCACUCUUUUUCUUUUUGUGACUUUGAAGAACCAAAACCAACCACCAUGAGCGACGGUAGUGAAGCAACCGGCGGCGGCCUCAAACCCAUCGUCCAGAGCUUAGCUAAGCCUUUGGGAGCCUUCUUGACCUGGUUCAUCCCAACGGUUAUUACUCAAGGGCGCAAGGCACUCGAACUUUAUCGCAAGCUCCCUCAAAACUUUAUCGAGUUUAUGAUUGGGGUGAUUUUCUGCUUUUUUGGUGGUGUCUACCCAACCUUGUUUGCAGCAGUUCAAGCCGCUGAAAAUGGUGGCCGAAAGACUGUGAUGGCUGCCAUCCAUGAUUUGGCGAAUGAAGUUACCAUUAUCAUUGACGAAUCCAAAAAGGAUGAUGCCAAGGACGAGGACAAGGAUGGGAAAGCGGAUGUCACGGAAAUUUCCGGAUCGGAAUACCUCCAACGCAAGACACUUCUUGUUCUACGAAAAAUGAAUCCGGACAAGAUUGACAAAGCCAUGUAUUCCAUCUACCGUGUUUGGUUGGCAGUGGCAGCAGUAUUGACACUCAAGUUUGCCAAAACCAUAAAUUUUGCGCUCUCCAUUGCCGAGUUUUUGAACCGUCCUUGUGACCGUGUCGUUACCCCGGUCUUACAAGCCGCUAUUCCCGAUGAAUAUGACAAGUGGGUUCCCGUUGUUCUUCGCUGGAUUACCAAAAGCAUCGCAAUGAGCAUCGCAUGGUACAUUCAGUCCAUUCAGAGUGCAUUUACAUCGGCACUUAUUGGAGGUGUCAUGAUCGGCCGGUCCUUUGUUCAAUUUUGCAACUAUCGAGGCAUUGACUUGGGUGGUCUCAUUCCAGAAAAGCAUGAAGAUACCAUGGUGGAUGAAGUCUUGUCCUACAUUUUUGCGGCAUUGGGAUUCUAUUUCCAGUUCUCCAUUGGUUUCAAGGUUCCAUCGCCCUGGAAUAUGUUGCUAUGGCCCUUUAACUCUGCGGAGUAUUACAUUCGUUGGUCCAUUACGAAGAAAACGGGAAUUGAGAUUUAGAAACAAUGUCCAACUUGUCAGCAAUCCGCAGCAGCAAUCACAGUGGUCUACUGGGGCAGCCAGAUACACUGCACAUAACAGACGGACAGGUCUAAGCAACAAGCAAGCAUAUUAUAGUUUCCGUGGAACCGGUCUUCAAUUAGAUUUCGACAAGUUGGACUUGGCUGCAGGUUGGGCGGAUGACAGACUAGCAUAUUUUUAGAUGAUAGACUAUGGUCAACUGGGUUGGCGAGAGAAGCCUUCAC
Messenger RNA from Seminavis robusta, 1303 nucleotides. The record is from the annotation of a GenBank genome assembly. NCBI's taxonomy places the organism in Eukaryota, Bacillariophyta, Bacillariophyceae, Naviculales, Naviculaceae.